Sphaeroforma arctica JP610 is the source of this 255-nucleotide messenger RNA. RefSeq lists its product as hypothetical. Lineage: Eukaryota; Ichthyosporea; Ichthyophonida. The record is from RefSeq and is a predicted model, not a curated record. The annotation marks the transcript as partial. The transcript has 2 exons.
CAUCCUAAUCACUCUCUGAUAUGCACACAGACACUAAUCAAUGAAUACGACAACGAGAUCGUGAAACUGAGAAAGGACUUACACGCUGCAAGAGAGAAGAAUGGGGUGUAUCUCUCACAAGACACAUACAAUGAACUGCUACAAAAUUUGGAGCUCAAGAACACAGAAAUCGCCGAAUGCCAGAAUGACCAGAAAGCGUUGGAAGGUAAGCACCUGCAAAUCUCACAACAAAACCCUAAAACCCUAAAACCCUAA